Vitis riparia (riverbank grape) is the source of this 4102-nucleotide messenger RNA. Its product is annotated as pumilio homolog 2-like. The coding region runs from base 465 to 3656 and encodes 1063 amino acids. The transcript is spliced from 9 exons. Gene Ontology annotation, biological process: post-transcriptional regulation of gene expression. Gene Ontology annotation, molecular function: mRNA binding. The record is from RefSeq and is a predicted model, not a curated record. Gene Ontology annotation, cellular component: cytoplasm. NCBI's taxonomy places the organism in Eukaryota, Viridiplantae, Streptophyta, Magnoliopsida, Vitales, Vitaceae.
UAAGAACAAAUCCCCCAAAAAUCAAUCUCCACCCUUCACAACCGAAAUCCAACGGCUCUCCUCUCACCAGCACUCGUGCUUAUCACUCCCCGAUUCAUCACUGUACUGCUUUCUCUUUCCCUCUCUCUCAGUUCCCCUCUCUCGAAAAAUGGCCAAAACCAUCAAAGAUCAUCCACUCUCUUCACCAGAGGCCCACAAAGAUUGUUCAUUUUCAAUCCGAUCUCUAUAUGUAUGAGUGAAUUUGGACUAAAAAACACAGCCUUUAACAUACCCUUUUUGUGGCUUUUUCAUCCAAAGCUAAUGGUUUCUCUGUUUUGUAGAGCUUUAGAUUCACAGUUAUGAUCAAGGAAAUCAGCUUCUUCAUACCCAUUUAACGCUCUUUUGAGCUCUAAUAUUGAUCUAUUGUUAUUUUUUGGUUUAAAGUUCGAAGCUUUACACAGCUGUGGUGCUAUUUUUAUUAUGUGAUGAUAACUGAUACUUAUUCCAAGAUGAUGUCCGAUAUCGGAAUGCGAUCGAUGCCGGGAAACGCUGAAUACAGCGAGGAUUUGGGGCUGUUGAUUCGGGAGCAGCGGCGGCAGGAGGUGGCGGCGAGUGAUCGAGAGAAGGAACUCAGUAUAUACCGAAGUGGGUCGGCGCCGCCCACCGUUGAAGGUUCGUUGAGCGCCGUAGGAGGGUUAUUCGGUGGCGGCGGCGAUGGCAGCGAUACAGGGUUUGCGUCGGAGGAGGAGCUCCGCGCCGAUCCAGCGUAUGUUAAUUAUUACUAUUCGAAUGUGAAUUUGAAUCCUCGACUCCCACCACCACGGCUAUCGAAGGAGGAUUGGCGCUUUGCGCAGCGGUUGCACGGAGGAGGAGCCGGCGGUGGCGGCAGUGGGAGUUCAUCAUCAGUGGGAGGGAUUGGGGAUCGGAGAAAGGUGGGUAGAGGCGGUGAUGGUAAUGGGUCAUCGCUAUUUUCGAUGCAGCCGGGGUUUAAUGGGCAAAAAGACGAGAAUGGGGCAGAGUCAAGGAAAGCCCAGGGGGUGGAAUGGGGUGGCGAUGGACUGAUUGGGUUGCCGGGGUUGGGGCUAGGUAGCAGACAGAAGAGUCUCGCUGAAAUCAUCCAGGAUGAUAUAGGUCAUGCUACAUCUGUCUCUCGGCACCCUUCUCGGCCUGCUAGCCGCAAUGCAUUUGAUGAUAAUGUUGAAACUUCUGAAGCUCAGUUUUCUCAUUUGCAUCAUGAAUUAGCAUCUAUGGAUGCUUUACGGUCAGGCACAAAAAUUCAAGCCAUAUCUGCAGUGCAAAAUGUUGCUUCUUCAGCGUCCCAUACUUAUGCUUCUGCUUUAGGUGCCUCUUUGUCAAGAAGCACCACACCUGAUCCUCAACUUGUAGCUAGGGCUCCUAGUCCUCGAAUUCCAACUGUGGGAGGAGGAAGGACUAGCUCUAUGGACAAAAGGAGUGGUAAUGGUUCAAACUCAUUCAAUAGUGUCCCACCUGGUAUUGGCGAGUCUGCAGAUCUGGUAGCUGCUUUGUCUGGCUUGAAUCUGAGUACCAAUGGUAUGGUGGAUGGAGAGAAUCAUUCCCGGUCACAAAUACAGCACGAGAUUGAUGACCACAAGAACCUCUUCAACUUGCAAGGCGAUCAGAACCAUAUAAAACACCAUUCGUACUUAAAUAAGUCUGAAUCUGGGAAUUUUCAUCUACAUUCUGUUCCCCAAUCAGCCAAAGGAUCAUAUUCAAAUAUGGGUAAAGGCAGUGGGGUGGGGAUGGAUCUGAACAAGUCUGCCCUUCUAGCUGAGGGACAAGUUGAACUUCAGAAAUCGUCUGCUUCAUCCGCUAACUCAUUCUUAAAAGGGCCAUCCACACCAACUCUCAGUAGUGGAGGAAGUUUACCUUCUCACUAUCAGAAUGUGGAUAAUGUGAAUUCCUCAUUCUCAAACUAUGGUUUAAGUGGAUACACUUUUAAUCCUGCAUCACCAUCCAUGAUGGGAAGCCAGCAUGGCAGUGGCAACAUGCCACCUUUGUUUGAAAAUGUUGCUGCUGCAUCAGCAAUGGGAGUCACUGGCAUGGACUCUAGAGCACUGGGUGGAGGUUUGAAUUUAGGACCAAAUUUAAUGGCUGCAGCAUCAGAACUGCAGAAUCUUAGAGUGGGAAACCACACUACAGGAAAUGCUCUUCAGGUGCCCGUUGUGGAUCCAUUGUAUCUUCAGUACUUAAGAUCAGCUGAGUAUGCUGCCACACAGGGUGUGGCUCUUAAUGACCCAACAAUGGACAGGGAAUACAUGGGCAGUUCAUACAUGGAUUUGCUUGGACUUCAGAAAGCUUACCUAGGGGCAUUGCUUACAUCUCAGAAAUCACAGUAUGGUGUUCCUUACCUUGGUAAAUCUAGUAGUAUGAAUCAUGGUUAUUAUGGAAACCCACAAUUUGGUCUUGGCAUGUCUUAUCCUGGGAGCCCAUUAGCGGGUCCCCUUCUUCCAAACUCUCCUGUUGGAUCUGUUAGUCCUGUCAGACACAAUGAGCGGAAUAUGCGAUUUCCCUCUGGGAUGAGGAACUUGGCUGGGGGUGUCAUGGGAGCUUGGCACUCAGAAGCUGGUGGUAACUUGGAUGAUAAUUUUGUGUCCUCAUUGCUGGAUGAAUUUAAGAGCAAUAAAACUAAGUGUUUUGAACUUUCAGAAAUUUCCGGUCAUGUUGUUGAGUUCAGUGCUGAUCAGUAUGGAAGUCGGUUUAUUCAACAAAAACUCGAGACUGCAACAACAGAAGAAAAGGACAUGGUUUUCCAUGAAAUUAUGCCCGAAGCCCUUUCUCUAAUGACUGAUGUCUUUGGUAACUAUGUGAUCCAGAAGUUUUUUGAGCAUGGGACUGCAUCCCAAAUAAGGGAACUGGCUGACCAACUCACUGGGCAUGUAUUAACCCUUAGCCUUCAAAUGUAUGGCUGUCGAGUAAUCCAGAAGGCUAUAGAAGUUGUAGAUCUGGAUCAGCAGACUAAAAUGGUCAUGGAGCUAGAUGGUAAUGUCAUGCGUUGUGUACGUGAUCAAAAUGGGAACCAUGUUAUCCAGAAGUGUAUUGAAUGCAUACCUCAAGAUUCUAUUCAAUUUAUUAUCUCAACAUUUUAUGAUCAAGUUGUGACACUGUCCACACAUCCAUAUGGUUGCCGUGUGAUACAGAGAGUCCUGGAGCACUGUCAUGAUCCAAAAACCCAACGUAUAAUGAUGGAUGAGAUUUUGCAGUCUGUCCGCAUGUUAGCUCAGGAUCAAUAUGGGAAUUAUGUUGUACAGCAUGUUCUGGAGCAUGGGAAGCCUCAUGAACGGUCCUCUAUAAUUAAUGAAUUAGCUGGGCAGAUAGUUCAAAUGAGCCAGCAGAAGUUUGCCUCCAAUGUGGUAGAAAAGUGUUUAACUUUUGGAGCUCCUUCAGAACGUCAGAUCCUGGUGAAUGAGAUGCUUGGCUCCACUGAUGAAAACGAGCCUCUUCAGGCGAUGAUGAAAGAUCAGUUUGCAAACUAUGUUGUACAGAAAGUGCUGGAGACAUGUGAUGACCAGCAACUUGAACUGAUCCUUAAUCGAAUAAAAGUUCAUUUGAAUGCUCUGAAGAAAUAUACUUAUGGGAAGCAUAUAGUUGCGCGUGUAGAGAAACUUGUGGCAGCUGGAGAAAGGAGGAUUGGUGUUCAGUCUUCACUUCCCGCUUAGAUUUCAUAGGAAAGUUUGUUGUACAGCUAACUGAGACUAGUAUGAGCGCCCUCUCUCUUUACUCUUUCUUUUCAUAUCUAGCUAUGGCUCUGUAUUUAUUUGGAUGAGUAGGAGCCUGUUGAAAAUAAAAAUUGUUGGUUGUACUUAAAACUGUACAUUGUUUAGUUUGAGGAUAUACCUAGAAUCAGGCUAGCUGAGGCUCAGAUGGUGAACACACCUGAUGCCCCUGCAGAGGAGAUAAGAUUACUGUACAAGUUUUAAGGGUGUAAAGAGGAAGAAAAAGAGGUAGAAUUUGUGAUCGUGACUGUACAAAUGUCACCAGGUGGAAAGAGCCUUUGGUGUUUAGGAGAGGCCAGAAUUUUUUAAUGUAUGGGAUUUGACUAUUUUCCUUUUUCUAAAGCACUUUUUCUUAGAACAGCUGAGUUUCAUGUUUGAGAAGUUUUUGA